CAACGAAUUUAACCGGGUGGUUUCAAAUCUACAAAACUGCUGACACCUUGAUUGUAUCCACAAAAGCGAAGCAAAGACGAAAUAAUACUAAGUUCGCUAUCAAUAUUCUAAUAUCUAAAUAUCAAAAUACAGCUUUUUGCAACUGCAUUCAACAAAGUAUUGAACGUCUGGGUUACGCGCGGUCUCAACAGGAAUCACCCUGUGACGCAACCACGCAAAGAGCGCCAGAUUCAUUGCGUGAUGCUUAUUGGUGUGAACGUGAUGUAUAUGCAAGACAGAUCGUCAAAGAUAAUCCAAAAUCUGACAAAAUAGACAACGGAGUUUUUAUUCGUACGCAAUUCUGUCAAAAUGUCAACAGUUAUAAUACGUGGCUACUUGCAGUAACGUCCUUGUGUCCAUUAAAUGAACACAGGAAAUGGAGAAACUGUGGUUCGUGGGGCGCCAUGUUGGAUCAGAUGCGCUAUACAUAUCCACGCAAAAUCUCCUCUGGGAGGAGCCAUAAUGGCGAACUGUCUUUUGCACUGUGUACUCGGACUUCCUUAAUCCUGGCAGGUCAGCUGACCUAUGUCGUGACAGUUUUUUUCCUUCUCACUCCACUGCUUGGUAGGAUAUUCCUAAGAUUGUCGUUCAUUUCAUGCAAACACAGAUUGCUAACCCUGAGAAUGGAUUUUGCCAAGCUGCCUAAGAUCCGAGAUGAGGAGCGUGAGAGUCAGUUUGGAUAUGUGCAUGGAGUUUCAGGCCCAGUGGUGACAGCCUCUAGUAUGGCAGGUGCAGCCAUGUAUGAACUGGUGCGUGUGGGCCACUGUGAGCUGGUGGGAGAAAUUAUCAGAUUGGAAGGAGAUAUGGCGACCAUCCAGGUAUACGAGGAGACCUCUGGAGUUUCUGUCGGAGACCCAGUGCUCCGCACUGGAAAGCCCCUCUCUGUGGAGCUGGGGCCCGGAAUCAUGGGCUCUAUCUUUGAUGGUAUUCAGCGUCCCCUCAAAGACAUCAAUGACCUCACAAAGAGCAUUUACAUCCCCAGAGGGGUUAACAUAGGAGCCCUCAACAGGGACAUCAAGUGGGAAUUCUCUCCUUUUCAGAACCUGAGGGUUGGAAGUCACAUUACAGGAGGCGAUAUCUAUGGAUUGGUGUACGAGAACUCUCUAAUCAAACACAAGAUCAUGUUGCCCCCUCGCAGCAGGGGAACAGUAACCUACCUCGCUCCACGAGGAAAUUAUGACGUCUCUGAUGUGGUGUUGGAACUGGAGUUUGAAGGAGUAAAGGAGAAGUUCACCAUGGUGCAGGUGUGGCCUGUGCGACAGGUGAGGCCUGUCACUGAGAAACUACCUGCAAAUCACCCCCUGCUGACUGGACAACGAGUACUGGAUGCCCUCUUUCCUUGUGUCCAAGGAGGGACCACAGCCAUUCCAGGAGCCUUCGGCUGUGGUAAGACCGUGAUCUCUCAGUCUCUCUCCAAAUACUCCAACAGUGAUGUCAUCAUUUACGUGGGUUGUGGAGAGCGUGGAAAUGAGAUGUCUGAAGUAUUAAGAGACUUCCCGGAGCUAACUAUGGAGGUGGAUGGCAAGGUGGAGAGCAUUAUGAAGAGAACAGCACUGGUGGCCAACACCUCAAACAUGCCUGUGGCUGCCAGAGAAGCCUCCAUCUACACGGGUAUUACAUUGUCUGAGUACUUCAGAGACAUGGGCUAUAACGUCAGUAUGAUGGCUGACUCCACCUCGCGUUGGGCUGAGGCUCUUAGGGAGAUCUCCGGGCGAUUGGCUGAGAUGCCUGCUGACAGUGGGUAUCCCGCAUACCUUGGAGCCCGUCUGGCGUCAUUCUAUGAGAGAGCAGGUCGAGUGAAGUGCCUGGGGAACCCAGAGAGAGAGGGCAGCGUCAGCAUUGUGGGAGCUGUGUCUCCCCCUGGUGGUGACUUCUCAGAUCCUGUGACUUCUGCCACUCUUGGGAUUGUGCAGGUGUUUUGGGGUCUAGAUAAGAAGCUUGCUCAGAGGAAACACUUCCCUUCUGUUAACUGGCUUAUCAGUUACAGUAAAUAUACACGAGCACUGGAUGAGUACUAUGACAAACACUUCCCAGAAUUUGUGCCGCUGCGUACCAAGGCCAAAGAGAUUCUGCAGGAGGAGGAGGACCUGGCUGAGAUUGUGCAACUUGUUGGAAAGGCAUCUCUGGCUGAGACGGAUAAAAUCACUCUGGAGGUGGCCAAACUCAUUAAAGAUGACUUCCUGCAGCAGAACGGUUACACUCCCUAUGACAGGUUUUGUCCCUUCUAUAAGACAGUGGGGAUCCUGUCUAAUAUGAUAGCUUUUUAUGACAUGGCCCGGCAUGCUGUUGAGACCACAGCACAGAGCGAUAACAAGAUCACCUGGGCCCAGAUCCGUGAACACAUGGGAGAAAUUCUUUAUCGGAUCAGCUCCAUGAAGUUUAAGGAUCCAGUAAAAGAGGGUGAAGCAAAAAUCAAAGCUGACUACGGUCAGCUGCUGGAGGACAUGCAGAAUUCUUUCCGCAGUCUUGAGGACUGAAAGCAACCUUUGACCUCACACGUGACGUGUCCCACCUCUCUCCUCCCCUGUGCUGUGCAGUGCAUUUCCCAGUGCUCCCUUGUGCAUGUGUACCUCUCAUCUGAAUAUACACUGAAACUGUUCAGCUGAUCUGAACGAGACCAAUAAAAAAGUCAGAGCUAGUAGCCAUCGCUAAUCUCAACACGAAGAGUGUGUGUUCUCACUCUAAAACUACAACUGUUACUUGGUGUUUGAAAUAUAAGAUUGUAUUUUAGCAUCUUAGGCAAAUGCCUCUGUGAUCUCUCUGUGCUGAGACUCAACUCUCGAAGCACAAAAACAGCAAACAUUCAUCUUUUUUUCUUACCACCUGCUUUCCCAUGAGUCCUCGUUGCAUGUGUUAGGAGUGCAGGGGAGCACAGUGUUUAUUCUCAUCGCAG
This is a messenger RNA of Carassius auratus (goldfish), 2932 nucleotides long. Its product is annotated as V-type proton ATPase catalytic subunit A-like. Gene Ontology annotation, molecular function: ATP binding; proton-transporting ATPase activity, rotational mechanism; ATP hydrolysis activity. The record is from RefSeq and is a predicted model, not a curated record. Gene Ontology annotation, cellular component: proton-transporting V-type ATPase, V1 domain; lysosomal membrane. The coding region runs from base 444 to 2516 and encodes 690 amino acids. The transcript is spliced from 15 exons. NCBI's taxonomy places the organism in Eukaryota, Metazoa, Chordata, Actinopteri, Cypriniformes, Cyprinidae. Gene Ontology annotation, biological process: proton transmembrane transport; ATP metabolic process.